UCUUACGUGAUUUAUACUUCGUGGCACUCAGUGACACUACGAACUGUUCACUCUUGCUAUUUUAUCGUGUGAUUGUUAUAUUGUUCAUUUACAACAUAAAUCAUAGAUUACGAAAUUAUUAAAUAAUAUUCAUGGAACAUCGAAAUUCGUUCUGUCGUGUGUCAAACAAAAUAUUCUUGACAAACAUCUCUAUCUAUCAUGCAGCUUGCAUUCCCCUUGGAGUGGAAUAUUUACUUUUUCGGCAGUCUAGUUUCAAACUCAAAUAAAUAAGUGUAUGCAAAACACACGAUUUUAGAUUCGAAUACACUUUAGAUGAGCUAACUGUGUUAUCACAAUUUAUUGUCGUUAAACACAAUCAACAACGAUCUCAAGAUGACCACGUUGAAGCAUGACAUUGAACUACCAGAAGAAAUUCCAGAAUUAUUGAUAGAGAAACACGUCAACUAUCUCCUUUCAUAUGGGACCAAGAAAGAUGAUUAUAACUACCAUCAGACUGAGCAUAUCAAGAUGUCUGGAAUAUAUUGGGGCCUUACUGCUCUAGAUUUAAUGGGAGCAUUAGAAAGAGCUAAUAAAGAAGACAUGUUGGAAUUUAUAGGAAGGUGUCAAAAUGAGAGCGGUGGCAUUAGUGCCAGUUUGCAACAUGAUCCGCAUUUACUUUACACGCUCAGUGCCGUUCAGAUAUUAUGCAUGUACAAUGCACUGGACGUAAUAGACAUCGAUAAAGUUGUAAAUUAUGUCAGAGAUAGACAGCAGGCAGAUGGAAGCUUUACCGGUGACCAGUGGGGUGAAGUGGACGUUAGAUUCUCAUUCUGUGCCAUUGCCACUUUGUCACUUUUGGGUCGCUUGGAGGAGAUAGACGUAGAGAAGGCUGUGCAAUUCGUCCUAAGAUGUAUGAACUUUGAUGGAGGAUUUGGUUCAAAGCCAGAAUCUGAGAGUCAUGCGGGUUUAAUUUAUUGUUGCGUAGGAUUGCUUUCCAUAACAGGACACUUACACUUGAUAGAUGCUGACCGGCUAGGAUGGUGGUUGUGUGAGAGACAAUUACCAUCCGGCGGUCUAAACGGUAGGCCAGAAAAGUUACCAGACGUGUGUUACUCUUGGUGGGUGCUAUCGGCACUGACAAUUUUAGGCCGUCUACAGUGGUUAGACAAGGAAGCAAUUACCAAUUACAUCUUGUCCUGUCAGGACGUUGAAACCGGCGGUUUCAGUGACCGACCUGGAGACAUGGUUGAUCCUUUUCACACUUUGUUUGGUCUAGCCGCGUUGUCGUUGUUAGAUGAGGAAUUCCCGUUAAAACCAAUAAAUCCUACUUAUUGUAUGCCAGAAUAUAUAAUUGACCGCUUAGGUCUCAAUCCAUCGCGGCUCGACGUGUAGUCAAUAUACACGACUUGUUGUACACGCUGUAUGUCAUCUUUAUCAGAUUUUCGUUAAAUAUAAUAGAGUUACAGAUUUCCUGCAAA
Ooceraea biroi (clonal raider ant) is the source of this 1457-nucleotide messenger RNA. It is a transcript of the gene betaggt-II, whose product is annotated as geranylgeranyl transferase type-2 subunit beta. Lineage: Eukaryota; Metazoa; Arthropoda; Insecta; Hymenoptera; Formicidae. The record is from RefSeq and is a predicted model, not a curated record. Gene Ontology annotation, cellular component: Rab-protein geranylgeranyltransferase complex. Gene Ontology annotation, molecular function: Rab geranylgeranyltransferase activity. Gene Ontology annotation, biological process: protein geranylgeranylation.